UUCUGACUCAGUUUGAGUGUGUGUUGAGGGAAAUAUUACUUCCGUAUCUCGUUUUUGGAGGAAAAUUUCCUUUCUUUUCCAUUCCUGCCCAGAUGUGGGCAAUAUACAUUUUUUUAAGGACUGGAUGACUAUGAUAAUGGUGGGUGUGGUGAACCUUGUAGUGCCAUCACUGGUGCCACACCCACAGUUGCUCACUCUUGAGGAUGCUGCCCAAGUCCUCUCCGACCUCAUCAACUAUACUCCGCCCCAUCCGCCACCCACUCUGCCAAGCAGAGUGCGGUCUCCAGCAGAGGUGGUGAGGACUCAGCAGGGUGGAGGAGCAGAGUGUGCCUUGGUGGUUGCUUCUGUGUUGCUGGGGGCAGGUUACAGGGCCCUGGUGGUGCAAGGGGCAGCAUGGCCCUCACUUGUUGCUAGGGACACCUCCCACCUUCCCUGCCCUUAUCUUCAGCAACAGCUUAGGGAGGGUGAGAAGCAGGAAGCAGCGAUGGCUUCCAAAUACAGUGUACGUGCCCCCCCAGACCUGAGGAGUCAGUACCUGCUCAUCAUGGAGGAACGAGCCAAGCGGCGACGAACUGCCCACCUCCAACAAAAGCACGAUCACACCCAUACCUCUGCCACCCAUGAGCAAGAGUGGCAGACAGGCAGUGGUGGGGGUGAGACAUCAAGUCACCUUCACUUCUGGGUGGUGGUUCUGCCUCCCGGGCAUCAUGUGACCAAACCCACGUUUGUGGAGCCUACUACAGGGCAGGUAGUUCCCCUGGGUCCUCCGUACCUCCACAUCCACGCAGUGUUCGACCACACUAACUACUGGGCUUGCACUAAGUAUGACCAACCCAUCUCCUCAGACAUGUUUGAUUUAUCAGACCGAAAUGUAUGGAUGGCACUCAUAGAAGAUGGUGAAAGUGACUCUCAUCCACCACAUCAACUAUCACCUUCCUCCCCGCACCAUGAAGUAGGCAGCGACCCACUGCAACCAUCAUCUGCCCACCAGUCAUUAUCACCAGCUGCCCACCAUUACCCACCCCCAGCACAAUCUUGUGAGGGGCCGGUGCCCUCAGGUCAGGGCACCACCUCACUUGCAGUAACUCAAGCUCAUAGGGACACCAAGAAGACCCUCAAGGUGCCAAGGAUGUAUAUGCCCAUUACCAUCACCGAAGAAAUGCUGGAGGAGAGGUUUCCAGGUGGGUGGCAGGAAGAGGUUUACUGUGGGGUGGUAGUGCGACGCUACUCUGCCUUUUCCCACCCCCGGGGUGCCACCCUCAUCCUCACCCUCUGCUCCAACACUGCAGGGUCAUCUCAGGAGGUACAGGAGAAAUUUGAGCAACGUGGCGAUGGUCUGUUGAGCCGCAUGACCAGUCUCCUCCAGGGGGCCGUCCACGAAACCUUUGCCAACACUAGAAAGGACACACUCAAGCGUCACAAGUACUGGCGGGCUCCUGGUCUUCUAAUGGCUCGGUCUGGGUCUGAUGGUAUGAAUAAUCCAGCACAGGCAGGCCAAGGUGAUGAUCGUAACCAGUCACCUCAAGACGAGGUCUUCGAGUUCCACUCAAAGUUCAGAGUGGACGCUCUCAGGACUCGAGUAAUUGGCAAAACAGUUUGGAGGGAGGAAUUUGAUGACCGUCCAGAUCUUCUCAUGGCCCGGACCAUCACCUUCAGUAAUGCUGACCCUAGUCCACCCAGACCCAUUCAGAUUAUUGAAGAGGAGUUUGGGUGUCCAGAUGGGGAGGAGCCUCACAAGGCAGUGCAGCGGCGAGUGUUCGAAAUAAGCGAAGGCAAGAUCCUGCUGGUGUACCACUACGGUCACCACCGCCUCCUGCAGCCCACCAGGUCCUUCCUCAAGCCCCAGAGUGGCAGGCCCACAGAUCUCACAUCAGAGAUGACCCAGGGAUUCCAGCCUGACCCAAGCGUGGAGGAACCAGGUAUGCCCGAGCUAUGGGAAGUGUUGGAGUCGGAGAUGGAGGCAGAGGUGCAGGUGCAGGAGGAGGUGCGAAGGGCAGUGGAGGAGACAGCAGCCAUCAGAGAGGCCAGGACUGCAGAGGAGCACCACAUAGUCCUCCUUCCACACAUCUUUGACAUCCGCAGGAAUGAAACAGUCCAGUACAUAUUAAAACAGCGGCAGUACGAGGAGGCUCACCGGGAGGAGAUGCAGAGGAAACGUCAGGAGGAGCGGGAGGGUCGUGUUGACACCAUUGCUCCCUACCUACCCCUUUUAUUGGGUGACAGUGAGGGUGACAGAGGAGAAAUUGUAAGAGAAAGAUGCCUUCAAGACCUACGUGAGCGCCUCGCCCUCAGAGCCAACCUUCUUCAGGAUAGACUUGACCAGGCCCGAGCAUUGGUGUUGGAGUGUCGUGAAGAGGGAAGCCGCCGUAAGCGUCUCACCGCUGAAGAACGUGCAGCCCUCUCUGCCCGCACCACAGCAGCCGAGGCCGCACACCGUCGCCUGCGGGCCCAGCUGGCUGCCUGGAGGCACGAAGCCUCAGAAAGAUAUGAGACACUGGCAGGCAAGCUGGAGAGUAAUCUCUGGCUAACACAAAAGCCGGCCCUCCCUCCUAACAGCACCCUCCAGUAAUAAAAGCCAUUAGUGCCUUUCAUAAUAGACCAAGAUAAACAUGUACAGUACUAUAUAAAUAUAGAAAUAAAGCAGCACUAAACCUUGAUAUUUCAGAGAUUUACAAUAAUAAUGUCUAAGUUUAACUGGGGAAGGAGAGAUAGGGAAAUAGAAGACAUUAAAAAUAAAUAAAACUUUUUCAAAAAUAAUGUAUAUUUCUGUCCUUCACACAAGAAAAUACUAAAUAGGAUACAGCUAAUAAAGAAAUUACAUUAAAUUAUAAAUGAAUGAAUUGUUUUUUAAUUUAUAAAUUUAAUGUUACAACAUCUAACACUGCAUGACCCAUUCUGGUUUAAUGCUUCACAUAAAUCAUUAGUUUGUCUGAAGUGCACCACAUGUAAGUGGCUUUCUUUUGUGCCUAACAAUGUUUUAUUAUAUCUAAACUACAUUACGUGUAUACUGCAGAAAAGAAAGUAUUUGUAUUUGUAUUUAAAUAAGUAAUAAUGAGACCUGCAUCUAAGGCAUGAAAGGAAUUUUUUUUUUCAACCCACCGGGCAUCUCCCACUGAGCCAGGGUGACUUAAAAAGAAAAACAAAAGUUUUUCUUUUAACAUAUAGUAGUACAGCCUCUCCUCACUUAGCGAUGGAGUUCCAUUCCUAAGACCUGCUGUAUAGCCCUUGUGGCUUAGCGCUUUUUGAUUAUAAUAAUAAUUCCUAAGACCACGUUGGUAAACUAAUUCUUCACUAAGUGAGGAGCAUACUAGAAUGGUUAUGAGUUUGUGUCAACCAUCUUUGAUAUUGUUUUAAUAUUACCUUUGCACCAUUUAUAACAUUUCUGGUAUAUUUUUAAAUGUUUAUACAGUAGUGUACUAUAUAUUGAAAUAAACAGAAUAGAAGAAAUAUACAUUAUUUAGGUAUGAAUACUGAUCAGAGCCCAUUGUAAGUCCAAGGCGUCGGUAAACGAGUACGUCGCUAAGUGAGGAGAGGCUGUAUAUACAGGAGAAGGGGUUACUAGCCCCUUGCUUCCAGUAUUUUAAAUCACCUCUUAUGACACACAUGGUUUACAGGAGAAGGAUUCUUUUCCAGUGACAAGUAUACCAUCAUUAAUUUAUAUUUUGCUAAAAUCUGGCUGAAAAUUUUCAUUCUAAUUAUCAGAAUAUGUGU
Molecule: messenger RNA, 3711 nt
Organism: Cherax quadricarinatus
Lineage: Eukaryota; Metazoa; Arthropoda; Malacostraca; Decapoda; Parastacidae
Gene: lobo
Product: lost boys
Biological process (GO): cell motility
Cellular component (GO): motile cilium
Source: RefSeq, a predicted model, not a curated record